This is a messenger RNA of Cylicostephanus goldi, 693 nucleotides long. The record is from the annotation of a GenBank genome assembly. Lineage: Eukaryota; Metazoa; Nematoda; Chromadorea; Rhabditida; Strongylidae.
AUGUAUCAAUCAUAUCCGCAAAUGAUGCAGUAUCCUGUUAAUGAGGAAGUUGUUUAUCCUCCGUACCAGCAACAGGUAUACAUGCAGCCAACCACGAUGAUGACUCCAACUUCGGUUGAAAUGUACCCUCCGCAACCAACCAUCGUCAUGCCGGUACCACAGAAUACGAUGCAACAGCAGCAAGUUUCAGUCAUGCAAUGUCAGCCACAAGAACAAAUGACCCAAUUGCCUCAGACUCAGCUUGAGCAGUCGCAAAUGCUCCCUACCCAUACUGAUUACGUUCAGUAUUCUGCACAGCACUACCCGACUCAAGUGAUCACCUGUGCGCCACAGCAGUAUCAAUCACUUGCUCACCCUUCUUCGUACCAGACGCAGUACCAACAAGUCAUCUACCCCCAUCAAAUGGUUCAGCAGCAGUUGAUACAACCUCAGCAGUACCAGACCACGUUUGUCCAGGCUCCUGUACAGAAUCCGUACCAGCCGACUGUUGUACAAGCCCCCAUGCCUCAGCAGUAUAUGGCCCAGCAGCCAAUUGUGCAUGUGCAGUCACCUCUCUACCAGCAACAAACUCAGCCUGUUAGACCGCGAUAUCCUGCGAUGACGAUGGCGCCAAUAGCUGCGCAGCAGUAUGUGGAUGGAUCCAAAGCCGAGCCUCCACCAGCAACAUACCAGCCGGUUGCGUAUGGACAGUGG